AAGCGAGCUUAAUGUAUAGGAUUGGAGAGAAGGAGAGACUGAGAGAGAGUCAAAGUAAAGUAAUAUCCAGAGGCAGAGGCAGAGUGGGGUUGUCAGUAGCACUGGUAUCUCUUGGAUUUACUUCUAACUAAUAAGAAAGUAAUAAAUGUGCAUUUGAUGUGGAAAGUUCGCUACUUUGUUUGCUUUUUAAUUGCUCCUAUAUGUUUCAAGGGUUAGGUCUUUGAGCUCCUUCAUUUCAGCUGCUUCGUUGGGAGUAUUUUACACACACACAGAGGAAGGUUUCGUUUUCUGAGGAAACCCUUUUCCUUUUUAACAUUGUUUUAUUCAGUGGCUGUCUUGUGGGGUUGUGAGCUUCUAGUGAAAUUUUUGGGAUCUGGGUUCCAGGAUUUGAGCCCUUUUAGUCUAUCGAUCUUUCUUGGGUUUUCUUCCAAUUUGUUGUCUUUGUUGUCUAUAUGUGCGAAUGUGACCCUUCUCUCAUUGCAUUUCUGUUGUGGGUUUUCACUUCUCAGCCCAAAAUUGUCCACUGAGGUCCUAAUUUGUGUUUGGACUCUCAAAAUUUUCAAAUUUACUUUUUGUCCAAAAUUGGAUCUUUGAGUUGUUUGGGGUUUCUUUGAUCUGAAUUGCUUUCAUGCAUCUGUCUGUAUGGAAACCCAUUACACACUGCGCCGCUCUUAUUUUAGACAAGAAGAGCGGAAGAAGAAAAGAUGGGUCUGAACAUUCAGGUGUUGAAACCAAGAAGAAAUCAUCGAUUCUCAGGAAAUUGCAAGAGAACAAGCUUAGGGAAGCUCUUGAAGAAGCUUCUGAAGAUGGGUCUCUCUUCAAAUCCAAAGACAUGGAGUCUGAGACCAACCAAGAGGAGAGCUUGGGGAGGUCUCGUUCGCUUGCCAGGCUCCACGCCCAGCGUGAAUUCCUCAGAGCCACUGCACUCGCUGCAGAGCGUACUUUUGAGUCUGAAGAAUCUAUUCCUGACCUCAGUGAGUCUUUCUCAAAGUUCCUCACUAUGUAUCCCAAGUACCUGUCCUCGGAGAAGAUCGAUCAGCUAAGGUCAGAGGAGUACUCUCACUUGUCCCCAAAGGUAUGCCUUGAUUACUGUGGGUUUGGCUUGUUUUCUUAUCUUCAAUCUCUGCAUUAUUGGGAGUCUUCUACGUUUAGUUUAUCUGAAAUUACUGCAAAUUUGAGCAAUCAUGCAUUAUAUGGUGGUGCGGAGAGAGGGACUGUUGAGCAUGAUAUAAAGGCUAGGAUUAUGGAUUAUUUGAACAUUCCUGAGCAUGAGUAUGGCCUUGUUUUUACUGUGAGUAGAGGGUCUGCUUAUAAAUUGUUGGCUGAGUCAUACCCUUUUCAUACGAACAAAAAAUUGUUGACAAUGUUUGAUUAUGAGAGUCAGUCUGUGAAUUGGAUGGGUCAGAGUGCUAGAGAGAAAGGGGCUAAAGUGCAUAGUGCAUGGUUCAAAUGGCCAACCUUGAAAUUGUGCUCCACUGAUUUGAGGAAGCAAAUUUCUAGUAAGAAGAGGAGAAAGAAGGAUUCUGCGGUGGGUCUUUUUGUGUUUCCAGUUCAGUCUAGAGUUACUGGGGCAAAGUAUUCGUAUCAAUGGAUGGCACUAGCACAACAGAAUAAUUGGCAUGUCUUACUAGAUGCUGGGUCAUUGGGUCCCAAAGAUAUGGAUUCACUUGGAUUGUCCCUAUUCCGACCGGAUUUUAUUAUCACAUCAUUUUACAGGGUUUUUGGGUUUGACCCGACUGGUUUUGGAUGCCUUCUGAUCAAGAAAUCAGUAAUGGCAAGCCUUCAAAGUCAAUCUGGGUGUACUGGGGUUGGAAUGGUGAAGAUUACCCCUGAAUUUCCUCUGUAUCUGAGUGAUUCUAUGGAUGCUUUGGAAAGACUGGCUGGAAUAGAAGAUGAUGAAGUUGUAGAGAAUGGUGAGAAGACGUCUGAAACUCGCCAGGGAACACAGCUGCCUGCCUUUUCUGGUGCAUAUACAUCUGCCCAGGUGAGGGAUGUGUUUGAGGCUGAGAUGGAUCAUGAUAACAGCUCUGACAGAGAUGGGACAAGCACAAUAUUUGAAGAAACCGAGAGUAUUUCAGUUGGGGAGGUGAUGAAGAGCCCAGUUUUCAGUGAAGAUGAGUCAUCAGACAACUCAUACUGGAUUGAUUUGGGUCAGAGUCCCCUGAAGUCUGACAAUGCAAGCCAACUAAACAAACAGAAAGUGGCCUCUCCCUUACCGCCUUUUUGGUUUAGAGGCUGGAAGAACCACAAGAGACAAUCGCCAAAGCUUUCUUCCAAGAUAUAUGGCAGCCCAUUAUAUGAUGACAAGGAGGUCAACCUUGGGCCUCAUGAUGAUGGCCAUAUGCUAUCAUUUGAUGCUGCUGUCAUGUCAGUUUCCCAGGAACUAGACCAUGUCAAGGAGAUCCCUGAAGAAGAACAAUUUGCAGAGACAUACUCCACUUCACAAAAUGGUGGAGAAUGUUUUGAUCGUGUUCAUGUUCACGAGAUCCAAGAAGAGCCUGCAACUAGCAAACCUGUUCCUACUGGGUCUAUGUCCAAGUCUGUGGUGAAUGGAUCCCAUGUCAACAGAUCAACUUCUGCCUGUCUGCAUCACAGCCAAGAGAAUGGAUCAGCCUCUGAAAUUUGCCGGGAGGUGAAAGAGAGUGCCAUAAGAAGGGAAACUGAAGGUGAAUAUAGAUUGUUGGGGAGAAGGGAAGGGAAUAGAUAUGCUGGUGAUAGAUUUUUGGGCUUGGAAGAGAGUGAACCGUCAAGCCGGGAAAGGAGGGUAUCCUUCAGCAUGGAAGACGAUCAUAAAGAGCGAUUGGAGCCUAGAGAAAUAUCUAUAAAUAGUCUGGAUGAUGAAGAGCAAAGCAGUGAUGGCGAGUAUGCUGAUGGCCAAGACUGGGACAGGAGGGAAACUGAGAUAAUAUGCCGGCAUCUUGAUCACAUUAAUAUGUUGGGUCUCAAUAAAACCACUCUUAGGCUGCGGUUUUUGAUCAAUUGGCUUGUGACCUCAUUACUGCAACUAAGAUUUCCUAGUACAGAAGGGGAUGAUGCCACAAAUCUCGUUCACAUCUAUGGCCCAAAAAUUAAAUAUGAAAGAGGUGCAGCUGUGGCUUUUAAUGUGAGAGACAGAAACCGGGGGCUAAUCAGUCCAGAAGUUGUUCAGAAGCUGGCUGAAAGAGAUGGUAUCUCCCUUGGCAUUGGCUUCCUUAGUCACAUAAGGAUUUUAGAUAGCCCAAGACAACAUCGUGGUGCUUUGAAUUUUGAAGAUACGACCCUGUCCAGGCCAAUGGAAAAUGGCCGACAUGAUGGUGGAAAAAGUGGGUUCAUACGAGUUGAGGUUGUUACUGCUUCUCUCAGCUUUCUUACAAACUUUGAGGAUGUUUACAAGCUGUGGGCUUUUGUGGCAAAGUUUCUUAAUCCAGCAUUCAUUCGAGAGGGUGGGCUUCCAACAGUAGAAGAAGGUUCUGAGACAUAGGUCAUACUUGACAAUCACUCUCUUCAAGUAUGGAUUUAGUUGCAUGCUUUUGGUAUUGAAAGUUCUUCAGAGGAAUCUCCCUCAGUCACUGAAAGAUUGUGAAGCCUAAGAAAGGUUGGAGAACCUCAGCAAGGAUAGGAAGGAAGGUAUUUAUUUCUGAGUGGCCAGAUACCUGAGCCUUUUGCUCUUUCUUAGCACACAAUGCAUGUGGGUGAAUUUGUUUAUUCAUGUUUGUUAUUGCUCGGAGUUAUCUUCUUUCAAGUUCAGGUUCUUGUAGAGUUGGCUCUAGAAAUUUACAUCUUCUCAGGAAGUCUUGGUGAGCUCAGCUGAAAUUUCUGGACACAGUUUCACCAUCGUAUAACUUUUUGCUUGUGCUCUAUACAAAAUUAGAUUUCUUGCUUCUGUAAAGAAUUAGCUUAUUCUGCCUACUGCAGUUUAUAAUACUAUCAAUGUCAUGCUUAUUUUAGACUUCAAGAACUCCUACAUGUAAUCAGAGUGAAAGUU
Messenger RNA from Quercus lobata, 3964 nucleotides. RefSeq lists its product as uncharacterized. The transcript has a single exon. The record is from RefSeq and is a predicted model, not a curated record. Bases 629 to 3460 code for a protein of 943 amino acids. NCBI's taxonomy places the organism in Eukaryota, Viridiplantae, Streptophyta, Magnoliopsida, Fagales, Fagaceae.